GGGCUUCCGGCGCCUGGGGCUGGCGGCGGAACUGGGAACUCCGGGGCGGUUGUGGGCGGUGUGUCCCGGGGGCGGGGACCGGCGACGCGGGCCUCCCGGCUCCAAGGUCGAGCGCGGAGCUUCGGGUGGCCCGGGCCGGCGCCCGGAGGUGUACCCCGAGGGGUCGUGCUCCGCUGGGAGGUGCGGUCCGCCCUAGCGCGCCUGUUGCCCGCUCGGUCUCCGCGCAGACACCCUGCGCGCCCGCCUUCCGUCAGCUCCGCGCAAGCGAGGCUGCUGGGGACAGCGCGGGGCUUCGGCCGGGUCAACGUACCCGCCUGCCGCGUCCUGCCGAGCGACCCUGGUGAGUGAGUCCUGGCCUCUCCGGGGAGACCUCCUCGGUCAGCGGAGGACGAGAAUGGCGCGCGUACCUUUCAAGAGACUUGUGAAGAGCAGAAGAGUGAAUAAAGUGCUUAGUGUGUCAUAGAGAAGAACUGGAAACAACUCGUGCAUUACUCGUGUAUUGGUUAAGAAACCCGAGUACACCCAUACCACGAGUGUGUGUCUAGAUGCCAGCCCAGCCAUCACAGGGGAUCCCUCUGGGAGAUUGAAAGGGUCAACUCCAGGACCCAGGCUGAGGCCAACCAGCCCUGAGCCUUAGGCCAGGGGAAUGGCAUCCCCCCAGGAGUAUCAGGACCAGGCUCCUGAGGAGGGAGAAGGACUUCUGAUUGUGAAGGUGGAAGAUUCCUCCUGGGACCAAGAAUCUGUCCAACAGGAAGACAGCAAGGAUUCUGAGGCCUGCCGCCAGCGCUUUCGUCAGUUCUGUUAUGGGGAUGUGGGUGGGCCACAUGAGGCCUUCAGCCAGCUCUGGGAGCUCUGCUGCCGUUGGCUUAGGCCCGAACUGCACACCAAGGAGCAGAUUCUGGAGCGGUUGGUGCUGGAACAGUUUCUGACAGUGCUGCCAGGGGAGAUCCAGGCCCGGGUGCGGGGACAGCUUCCAGGGAGUGGCGAGGAAGCUGUGGCCUUGGUGGAGGACCUACAGAAGCAGCCAGUGAAAGCCUGGCUGCAGGAUGCGCCCUCAGAGGAGGUGGAACCAGAGUCUGCAGUCCAAAGAUCCCAGGCUAGGGGGCCUUUGCUGAUGGUGGGGGCAUGGAGCCGGCUGCCUGUACCCCAGGAGCAGCAUAGCCAUAACACCCAGCUUCCUGCUCUUCUUAAAGAGGGGAAUACCAGAGAGACCACAGAUGCCUGCUUUGCCUCUGGGGUCCAUGGACCUGUGGCAUUGGGAGACAUUCCCUUCUAUUUCUCACGGGAAGAAUGGGGUUCUCUGGAUCCUGCUCAAAGGAAUCUCUUCUGGGACAUAAAGCGGGAGAAUUCUCGGAAUGCUGCCCUAGGUUUGGGGCUCAAAAGUCAGAGCGAGAGGGCCCAGCUGGAGGAGGCGGUGAUGGUGCUUCCACGCCAGCCAGGCGGUGAGGUGUCCGUAUCCUGGAGCCCCGAAGAGGCUGAGGCCUGGGAGAGCGAGAACCGGCCAGGGGCAGCCCUUGGCCAGCUGGUGGGGGUGCGGCGGGGUCGGCCGCCCACUCGCAGGCGCCAGUUUCGGGACCUAGCUGCCGAGAAGCCUCACAGCUGCGGGCAGUGUGGGAAGCGAUUCCGCUGGGGCUCAGAUCUGGCACGGCACCAGCGCACACACACCGGUGAAAAGCCACACAAGUGCCCUGAGUGCGACAAGAGCUUCCGCAGCUCUUCGGACCUGGUGCGUCACCAGGGCGUGCACACGGGUGAGAAGCCCUUCUCAUGCUCUGAAUGUGGCAAGAGCUUCAGCCGCAGCGCCUACCUGGCGGACCACCAGCGCAUCCACACCGGCGAGAAGCCCUUUGGCUGCAGCGACUGCGGCAAGAGCUUCUCCCUGCGCUCCUACUUGUUGGACCACCGGCGUGUGCACACUGGCGAGCGUCCCUUUGGCUGUGGCGAGUGUGACAAGAGCUUCAAGCAGCGUGCACACCUCAUUGCCCACCAGAGCCUGCACGCCAAGAUGGCCUAGCGCGUGGGGUGAGCAGCCAGUGGGGACUGGGUGAGCAAGGCAGGUGCUCCCUGUGAUCUCCCUUUGUCCCCAUUGAGGAUUCUCCACUGGUUUUCCACCACUGCUAGGUCUGAACAGGACUUGCAGGGUUAUCCCCCAAAACUGGCCUGCCCUGCUCCCAGGGAAUGGAAAUUCUGCUACUUUGUCUUCCUCUUCUUGCUCUGUGUUUUUACCUCCUCUAGUUUCCUGGAGUUUGGCACAUUCCUGGCUGUAGCAGGAAGUAGUUGAGGACUCAGGCAAGGCCUGGGGCUUCUUCCCAAGGACCCCUCAGCUUUGUCUGGCCGUUGCUCUUUGUUCCCUACCUUCUUAGGUGGGUCCAUGAGCCAGGUCCUCUGCCCUGCCAACCUGUGCCUUCCAAUCGGGAUGGAGAACUGCCCUUGGCACCAGUGGCUGCUGGACUUUGGGAGAGACAGUCAGCCCACACCUAGGAGAAUCUGGGUUUUGGAUGUGUGCCCAGGAGCGUUUCAGCUUUCAUCAUCUCCCACUUCCAGACCAGGCCUGGCCAUAGGAAGCUGCUUGCCUUUGCUCUUGGCAGACUCAUCCUGCUGUGAGCCCCCAAGAACCACCCAUGUGCUAGUCUGGAGGUGGUGGCAGUGGCUCCAGCAACAGGAGGCCAAACCUGGAGACCAGGAACAAGGUGGGCAGAAGUCUCCUACUGUCCACUCUUCCAGAGGACUGGCCUUUGUGGUACUUAACAUCAGCACUUCUUUGUUGACUCCUCAAGCACUACAUUCCAUUCUUUGGUCUGUAUCUUGUGCAGACUUGCAGUAACACAUACAGGCCAGGAGCUCCCAAAGAGCUUAACCCAGUGGGUCUCAAAAGGGUUUGAAUAAAUGUGGAAACUUCC
This is a messenger RNA of Sciurus carolinensis (gray squirrel), 2900 nucleotides long. It is a transcript of the gene Znf213, whose product is annotated as zinc finger protein 213. Gene Ontology annotation, molecular function: DNA-binding transcription factor activity, RNA polymerase II-specific; RNA polymerase II cis-regulatory region sequence-specific DNA binding. Bases 647 to 2014 code for a protein of 455 amino acids. Gene Ontology annotation, biological process: regulation of transcription by RNA polymerase II. The record is from RefSeq and is a predicted model, not a curated record. The transcript is spliced from 6 exons. Lineage: Eukaryota; Metazoa; Chordata; Mammalia; Rodentia; Sciuridae.